Messenger RNA from Cyprinodon variegatus (sheepshead minnow), 2729 nucleotides. RefSeq names its product mediator complex subunit 25 (gene med25). Gene Ontology annotation, cellular component: mediator complex; transcription regulator complex. The record is from RefSeq and is a predicted model, not a curated record. Bases 154 to 2373 code for a protein of 739 amino acids. Gene Ontology annotation, biological process: positive regulation of transcription by RNA polymerase II. NCBI's taxonomy places the organism in Eukaryota, Metazoa, Chordata, Actinopteri, Cyprinodontiformes, Cyprinodontidae. The transcript has 20 exons.
GGCGGGUUUCUACGUCAUUUCCUUUGAAAAUAAAACAAAUGGUUAAUUUAUGCUAACGCUAGCAUCACUGCUUUGCGGUUAAUUGGUCCACAGACUGAUUUUAUUCAGGUUGAACGGAUCAUACGCUUCAACGGAAAGAACUCUGCAACCGUCAUGGAGACCCCCAGCAAACCUGGCUCCAACCAGGUUGCUGAUGUGGUGUUUGUUAUCGAAGGGACGGCUAACCUGGGACCCUACUUUGAGUCUUUAAGGAAAAACUACAUUCUUCCAGCUAUUGAAUAUUUCAAUGGAGGCCCCCCUGCAGAAACAGAUUUUGGUGGAGAUUACGGAGGGACGCAGUACGGUUUGGUCGUCUUCAACACAGUGGACUGUGCUCCUGAAUCCUAUGCCCAGUGCCACGCACCGACCAGCUCUGCUUUUGAGUUUGUGUCGUGGAUCGACAGCAUCCAGUUUAGGGGGGGAGGAGCUGAGAGCUGCAGCCUGAUUGCAGAAGGACUUGCUGUGGCCUUGCAGCUUUUUGACGACUUCAAAAAGAUGAGAGAACAAAUAGGUCAAACACACAAGGUGUGUGUGCUGUUGUGUAAUUCUCCUCCCUAUUUGCUCCCUGCUGUGGAGAGUGUCAGCUACACUGGCAUCACAGCGGAUAAACUUGUCCAGAUCAUUAGAGAUAGGGGAAUUAACUUCUCGGUGGUGGCUCCUCGAAAACUCCCGGCUCUGAGGGCUUUGUUUGAAUGGGCAUCUCCAGGGGCGGUGGAACCUCAUCCAGACUACAGCCAGGAUCCUUUCCACAUGGUGCUGGUCAGAGGCAUCUCACUGCCUGUUUCCGCAGGCGGAGGACCACCUCACAAACCAGUCCUGCCUCCUCAGCCGCUGCCUGGCAGCCAGUCUGUCGUUGGAGCCUCCCAGCCCCCCCCACCCAUUAACCCCACACACCCUUAUCAGAAUCCGGCCCCCAUGACUCCUGCUCAGGUGGCUGCACAGAUGGCCGUGGAUGCAGCCAACAACCAGAAGAAUCGCUUAGGGCUCCCUCCAGUUACAGGGAUGGCCGGUGCAGGCGGGCCUCCCUUUUCGAACCCGCCGCCCAUCUCUUCGGUCACUGGGUUGAAGCACCCCCCACCCAACAGCCAGCCAAUGAUGCCGCAGCAGGUCCCUACCAAUCCACAGCAGCCUGUGCCAACCCCAGGACAGCCGGCGGCCAAUCAGCAGGCACAGCAGCAGUCGCAGCCCACAGCGAAUCAGCCCACGCCACAGUCAGCACAGCCCAUCGCGGGUGUUCCUGGAAGUCAAGGUAAUGCAAACAACAUUGGACAGCCUCAAGGGGUGGCCAAUAAAGUUGUGGCCUGGAGCGGCGUUCUGGAGUGGCAAGAGAAGCCCAAAGCUUCGUCUAUGGAUUCAACCAAACUGACACGUUCUCUGCCGUGCCAAGUUCACGUCAACCAAGGAGAAAAUCUCAACACAGACCAGUGGCCCCAGAAGCUCAUCAUGCAGCUGAUCCCACAGCAGUUACUGACGACUUUAGGUCACCUGUUCAGAAACUCUCGAAUGGUUCAGUUUCUCUUCACCAACAAAGACAUGGAGUCCCUGAGGGGCCUGUAUCGAAUCAUGGCCAAUGGUUUUGCAGGCUGUGUGCACUUUCCUCACACAACCUCUCCGUGUGAGGUGCGGGUGCUGAUGCUGCUGUACUCCUCUAAGAAGAAGAUCUUCAUGGGCCUCAUCCCCAACGACCAGAGCGGCUUCGUCAACGGCAUCCGGCAAGUGAUCACCAACCACAAGCAGGUCCAGCAGCACAGAGCGCAGUUAGGUGGAGCAGGGGUUCAAAUGCAGCCCAAUCAAGUCCCUCCCAACCAGAAUUUUCUGAACCGGCCCCCUGGUCCCAUUCCGGUUUCCCACAACAACGUCCCGCAGUCUGUGGUGGUGGGCAUGCCCCCCGUUAGUCAGGUCUCUAUAAUGGAGGAGCAGCAAAGGCCGGGCAGCAUGAUGACAAUGAGAGCAACGGGACCGACCAAUCAGCAGCCAGCGGUCAGUGGAGCUCCACCCAAUCAGGUUGCACAAGGCGGGCAGGCCCAACAACAGGGAUCAAUACUCCGUCUCCCGAAUCCAGGAGCCAAUCCGCAGCUUCGGAGUCUUCUACUUAGUCAACAGCAGCCGCAGGGCGCGGUGUCUCACAUGCCAAACAUGAUGUCCCACCAAGCUCUGGGACAGCAAAUGGUCCAUCCUACACCAGGAGGAGGGGCUCAAAUGCAAGGCCAGUGGAGGCAGCCCAUGACAGGUCAGAUGCUAAUGUCUGGAGGUCAGCGAGGACCCAUACCCCAGCCCGGCAUGCCCCAGGUCCCCAGCAUCACAGAUGAAGACGUCAUCAGGGAUCUUCUCUAAAGGACUAGGAACCAAAACAGACUCUGGAACCUUUGUCUUUAUUUGAAUCUUUCCAUCUUGCUUCCACAUUGGCGUUAUAAAUAUACAUUAUGUUUCCUGACUUGUUUUAAGGUUAAAGUUACUUUUUUUUUUUCUUUCUUUUUUGUAGCAGUACUGUGCAGCCAGAGUUCGCAGGGCGCAGGAAAAUAAAGGUUCUUAAUUGAAAUGGUCAAACUGUGAGCAAACUAAUCUUUCAUGCUACAUAAUGGACUGAACCUCUGCGAAUAGAAACUGUAACCGCUGAAAGAGCAAAUGUUCUUUUUUUCUUAAAAAAAAAUAAACUCAAGUCUUUACAGAUGGAAUAAAACAGGAUAUAA